AUGGUUGACGCAAAAUCGUACCCCAGCCACGCAGGCGUUGACCUAGAUGACUCAGUCCAACUUUCGAUGCUGCAUUCACAGCUUCACGAAUCACUCGAAGCAUCCUUGAAACAAAGACCUUCUGACGAACACCCGGAACUUAAUGAUACCUACACAGAUCGGGGCUCCAAACUCUCCCGCAGUGGUGCGAUCAUUUUGAUCACCACUCUCAGCGGUAUCACGUUUGUCGGCAGCAUGAGCAGUGGACUACUGACAGUCGGGCUUCCAACCAUUGCUCAAGACUUGAAUCUGCCCAGUAACCUUCUGUUAUGGCCAGCCUCUGUCUACUCUCUUGCCAAUGGAUGCUGCCUUCUUCUUGCAGGCUCAAUGGCAGACUUUGUGGGCAAUCGAAUGAUAAACCUCACGGGCUGUUUUCUACUUGGCGCAUUUAUUCUAGCCUGCGGUGUGGCGCAGACCGGUAUUCAAAUCAUCCUCUUCCGCACAUUCCAAGGAAUCGCAACAUCAAUGUGUCUUCCAACGGCAUUUAGUAUUUUGACCGAUGCAUUGCCAACCGGCAAGAGAAGAAACAUCGGAUUUGCCUGCCUUGGGCUAGGCCAACCGCUUGGAUUCUCGAUGGGAUUGGUCCUUGGUGGUCUUUUCCAGGGCUCGUCGCUGGGAUGGAGAUUCGGAUAUUAUCUCUGCGCGGGAAUAUCCAUGGUGCUCACUCUCGCGAACUUUUUCAAAUUGCCGAAGGAUGCAGUUCGUGAGCCGAUCUCGUGGCGCCGACUCCGCUCGGAGAUCGAUUGGGUUGGGAUUUUCCUCUCGAGUUCUUGUUUAGGGAUAAUAUCCUAUGUCUUUGCAACAAUCACUGACAAACCGUCGAACAUUCAUCGAGCAGAAAAUAUCGUCUUACUCUGUGCAGCUGGAAUAAUGAUUCCCUCAUUCAUGGGCUGGAUGAACUGGCGCGAAAAGAAUGGGAAAUCGGCUUUGAUUCCGAACAGUUUGUGGAGGAACACGGCAUUCACAUCGGUCUGUGUGAUGGUACUGCUCUCAUGGGCUGUGCUAAAUGGGAUGGAAACGAUACUCAGUUUAUUCUUCCAAGAGGUUCAAAAUCUAUCGGCCUUUCAGGCUGCUCUCCGGUUCUUGCCCAAUGUGGUCAUUGGUAUUUUAUUGAAUGCUGGCACCGGAUUACUAGUUCAUCGCCUGCCCGCAGAUCAUUUGGUACUUGUUAGCACCUUUCUCAGUGCUGGAUCUCCACUACUGAUGGCCAUCAUCGACCCCAACUGGUCAUGGUGGUACUGUGCGUUCUGGGCUGUGCUUCUCGGUCCUCUUUCGGCAGAUGGUAAUUUCCCCUGCGACGGCCGGAAAAUCCUAGUGAUACCGUUUUCUAACGUCGACACAGUCAUCUUCACAAUUGCGAAUUUGAUAAUUACGGACGCAUUUACCCCCAAAACGCAAGGGCUAGCAGGCGCAGUCUUCAAUGUCACCGCACAAUUUGGAACAUCGAUUGGACUUACCAUCUUCGCCAUAAUAUCCGCCGGCGUCACUCAAGGGUCAGCUUACUCGGACAAAGCUUCGCCAGAGGCAUUGAUGAUUGGCUAUCGAGCUGUAUUCUGGACCUGCUUUGGACUAAUGAUCGCAGCCUGCGGAGUGGGUGCUCUGGGUUUGCGAAAGAUUGGAAAAGUUGGAUUGAAGCGGGAUUAA
Penicillium olsonii is the source of this 1683-nucleotide messenger RNA. NCBI's taxonomy places the organism in Eukaryota, Fungi, Ascomycota, Eurotiomycetes, Eurotiales, Aspergillaceae. The record is from the annotation of a GenBank genome assembly.